Knipowitschia caucasica is the source of this 609-nucleotide messenger RNA. NCBI's taxonomy places the organism in Eukaryota, Metazoa, Chordata, Actinopteri, Gobiiformes, Gobiidae. The record is from the annotation of a GenBank genome assembly.
AUGUACGAUGAGGCGAGGGUGCCGUCCCCCAAAGAUGGUGCCAGCGGCGUGGCUCAGGCCGCAGUCCCAGGAGCAGGAACAGCCUCAGCAUCAGGGGGGGUCCUGCAGGCCAACACUGAAGAUGGAUACCCAGCUGCAGAGGAGGAAGCAGCCACUGUGGAGCCUGUGCUGGUGAAGAAGCCCCACAGAGAGAUCCUGGACCAUGAGAGAAAGAGGAGAGUGGAGCUCAAAUGUAUGGAGCUGCAGGAGAUGAUGGAGGAGCAAGGGUACACAGAGGAGGAGAUCCGACAGAAAGUGAGCACGUUCCGACAGAUGCUGAUGGACAAAGAGGGCGUCAUCACCCGAGAAGGCCCGCAGCAGCCCACUGUCAACCACCUGCACUACCACCACGAGUACGAGGGCAACCCCGGCUUUGUCUAUGAAGACGGAGACUACGACUACGGGAGCGAUAACAGAGCGAAAAGAAAAUCCAGCAGCUCCCCAUCUCCGCGGCCAAAGAAAAGGAAAAAGAAAAAAUCUGGACGCAAGAGGAGCCGGUUUGGCAGCUCGUCGCCCACUCGCCGAGAGAAGAAGAAGAAGAGUGGGAAAAAGCACAAGCGCGACAGGUGA